Molecule: messenger RNA, 2451 nt
Organism: Bombina bombina (fire-bellied toad)
Lineage: Eukaryota; Metazoa; Chordata; Amphibia; Anura; Bombinatoridae
Product: protocadherin gamma-C5-like
Exons: 1
Coding region: 1-2451 (816 amino acids)
Biological process (GO): homophilic cell-cell adhesion
Cellular component (GO): plasma membrane
Molecular function (GO): calcium ion binding
Source: RefSeq, a predicted model, not a curated record
AUGGACGUCAGAAGCUAUUUAAAGGCUCAUAAAUGGCAAGUAAUUUUCUUCUUCCUUUAUAACUGGGGUUGGGUCUCUGGGCAGCUUCAUUAUUCUGUUGUAGAAGAAUUAGGACCAGGGACAUUGGUGGGAAAUUUUGCUCACGAUCUGGGGUUAAGUCUUGCAGAUAUUAGUAAAAGAAAUUUGAAUUUGGGUUCUGAAGGGAGCACCAGAUUUUUUUAUGUAAACCAGAGAAUUGGAGCUUUGACUGUAAAAGAAAAGAUUGACAGAGAAAGUCUGUGUGGAUCCAGCUCAACUUGCAUAUUACAUUUAGAAUUAAUUGCAGAAAAUCCAUUAGAACUAUUCAGUAUUGAAGUUGAAAUUUUAGAUGUAAAUGAUAAUUCCCCCACAUUUUCAGCCAAUAACCAAACUUUAAAAUUUAUAGAGCAAGGGGCUAAUCCUGGAAUGCGAUUCCCAUUAAAAUUUGCAAAUGAUCCGGAUAUAGGUGUCAACAGUAUAACACAGUACAGGUUGAAUCCAAAUCCAUAUUUUUCUUUGUCUGUAAAAAAUCGCAAAGAUGGCGUACUUGUUCCUGAAUUGGUGCUAGAAAAAAUGUUAGAUAGGGAAGAAAAAAAAGAACAUACAUUAAUUCUUACUGCUGUAGAUGGAGGAGAAUUUCCAAGGACAGGAUCUACUGAGGUAAUAAUUACUGUUUAUGAUAUUAAUGAUAAUGCACCAGUAUUUGAUCAAUCAACAUACAAGAUUAAUGUAUUGGAAAAUCUCCCUUUAAAAACAGUUAUUAUAAAAUUGAAUGCUACAGAUCUGGAUGAAGGCUUAAAUAGUGAAAUCCAGUAUUCUUUUGAUCACCAUACAGCAGAUACAACAAAAAAGAUAUUUAAUUUAAAUCCAGAAACAGGAGAAAUAUAUAUUAAAUGGAAUUUGGACUUUGAAGAGUCACAUUUUUAUGAAUUUACUGUGAGAGCAACCGACAAGGGAAUACCUGAACUGGAAGGGCAUUGUCUUAUUCAUAUUGAAGUACAAGAUACAAAUGAUAAUACUCCAGAAAUUAUAUUUACAUCAAAGACAAACAAUGUGCCAGAAAAUGCACCACUUGGAACUGUAGUUGGGUUUAUAACUGUAAAAGAUAAAGAUUCAGGGAGAAAUGGAGAAAUUAAAUUGGAUGUAUCACCAAAUUUACCUUUUAAAUGCCAGUCCUUUAAAAAUCGAUAUUCUUUGGUUACCAGUGGAUAUCUAGACAGAGAGAAGGUCUCACAAUAUACUAUUCUACUGACUGCCUCUGAUUUAGGUUCUCCUUCUUUACACAAUCAGACUACAGUCAUCCUUAAUAUUUCAGAUGUUAAUGAUAAUCCUCCAGCAUUUCUACAAUCUGUUUACAAUGCUUUUGUUGGUGAGAACAAUGAGCCUGGUAGAUUUUUGUGUACUGUAGCUGCUUUUGAUCCAGAUGAAGGAGUUAAUUCAAACCUUAUUUACUCUAUAGCUGACAGUCAAAUAGAUGGUUCUGCUGUCUCUUCUUUUGUAUACAUUAACUCUCACAAUGGUAAUAUUUAUGCUCAACGUUCUUUUGACUAUGAGCAGAUUCAGGUUUUACAAAUUACUGUAAAAGUGGAAGAUUCUGGAAUUCCAAAAUUAUUCUCUAAUGUUUCAAUGUAUAUAUUCAUUUUGGAUACAAAUGAUAACACCCCAACUAUAUUACAUCCAGAAUAUUCAAAGGAACUUAUUGUGCAAGAAAAAAUUGCAAGAUCAGUAUCUGCUGGUUAUUUGGUCACAAAAGUAUCUGCAGUGGAUCAGGACUCGGGUCACAAUGCAUGGCUUGUAUAUAGUCUCCUUGAAUUAGCCAGUAACAGUUUAUUUCACAUCUCAGCAUACACAGGAGAAAUCAGAACUGUACGCGAUAUCCAUGAGGCAGAUAAUAAUGAGCAGCAGCUUAUUGUUUUAGUUAGUGACCAUGGAGAGCCAUCCUUGUCAACUACAGUCAGCAUAUCUGUAUAUAUAGUAGACAACAUAGUACAAGAAAUUACAAAAUCACAAGAUUUUCUAACAAAUUCUAAACCCACACCAGACUUGACAUUAUACUUAAUAAUUUCAUUAGUGGCAAUCAGUUUAGUUUCAAUUGUGACUUUCAUCAUAUUACUUGUGAAAUGCCUAAGAAGUGGAAAUUAUGAGGACAAUUGUGGUGUUUGUUUUCUGAGCAAUUCCCAUUCCAAGCAGUAUGCAGGAGAGUAUCAGCCAAAGCUUUUCUUAAACACAGAUGGGACGCUAAAAUUUAUGGAAGUGAGGAUGGCACCUGCAGAACCUCAAGGACAAUGCUAUCAGGCGUGUUUUAACUCAGCAGUUGAAAGAAAUGACUUCAACUUCAUGAAGCCAUUUAAUCUGAAUGAUCUGACAAAUGAGAAAGAUGGAUCCUCUAAAACAAACGAUUCAUCUGAACCAAACCAGGUGAGAUGGCAAUAG